Molecule: messenger RNA, 1594 nt
Organism: Armigeres subalbatus
Lineage: Eukaryota; Metazoa; Arthropoda; Insecta; Diptera; Culicidae
Gene: parvin
Product: beta-parvin
Exons: 5
Coding region: 11-1138 (375 amino acids)
Biological process (GO): cell projection assembly; substrate adhesion-dependent cell spreading; establishment or maintenance of cell polarity
Cellular component (GO): actin cytoskeleton; focal adhesion; cytoplasm
Molecular function (GO): actin binding
Source: RefSeq, a predicted model, not a curated record
UUAAUCAUUGAUGAUCAGAGUUCAGUUGUUUUCAAAAAUGAGCACUUUGAGUCGACCGAAAUCUCCGCGAACGCCAGUUUCUGGCAAAAAUUUCGAUAAAGAGGAAAGUUUUUGGGACAAAAUUGGCACCCUCGGCCGUAAGAAGCGUAUCAAGGAAGUGCAAGAAGUUCAAGAGGAAGGCAAAAUCGCCAUCGAUUCCCCUGGAAACCCAAAUGCACCGGAAAUUCCCCCGGAGGAUUACAACCUGGAGGAUAAUGAAUCGCGAUCAAUUAUCCAACCAGCGUCGCUGCAGCAUCCCCACGUACGGGAACUGCUACAGGUACUCAUCGAUUGGAUUAACGACGAGUUAGUGGAAGACCGAAUCAUUGUUACCGACAUUGAGGAGGAUCUAUACGAUGGGCAAGUCCUGCAGAAGCUGUUUGAAAAACUGACGGGACAUAAGCUGAACGUACCGGAAGUGACCCAGUCGGCGGAAGGACAACGUCAAAAGCUGACGGUCGUGUUGAAUGCCGUUAAUCAUACAUUGGGCUUCCAUCAUAGCAUCCCUCAAUGGACGGUGGAGAGCAUUCACAGCAAGAAUAUUGUCUCGAUUUUGCAUCUGCUCGUGGCGCUGGUUCGUCAUUUUAGGGCUCCAAUUCGUCUGCCGGAGAAUGUGCAUGUCACAGUUGUUAUGGCGCAGAAAGUCAAUGGUAAACUAACGAGCAAACAAUUUCAGGAGCAAAUCACGCAACAGUACGACGACGUCGGAAUGCGCUGCGAAAGAGACGCAUUCGAUACGCUUUUCGAUCACGCUCCUGAAAAGCUAGCCGUGGUCAAGAAAUCGCUGAUCACCUUCGUGAACAAACAUCUGAACAAGUUGAACUUCGAAGCGGCCGAUUUGAGCUCCGAUUUCAAGGACGGCGUGUUUCUGUGCUUGCUGAUGGGCCUGCUGGGUGGGUUCUUCGUGCCACUGCACGAGUUUCAUCUGACGCCGAAGGAGACCGACCACAUGGUGCACAAUGUGGCGUUUGCGUUCGAGCUGAUGACUGAUCAAGGAUUGAAACCGAAGGCGCGACCGGAAGAUAUCGUGAAUAUGGAUUUGAAGUCAACACUUCGCGUGCUGUAUACUCUUUUUACAAAGUAUCGAAAUAUUUCCUAAGACAUCGGUAUAUGCAGCUAUUGAACAAAACGAAAAGUGCCUUAAUUAAUGAUUGAUAGUAUUUACUGCAGACGCACAAGUUAGCAAUCCUUAGCAUACUUCUGUCUUGGAGUAUAUAUUUAAUUCUGUUUUUGAGCCCAUUUUUUUAAUAGAAUACUUCGAGAAUAGUAAUCGAUGCACCGACAUUUCAAUGAGCUUUCUUUGUUCACGAUAUUGACGAUUGAGUUAAUUCAAGCUGAAGCCUUAAAUUAGUGGUAACAGUAAACAAAAAAGUCAACGGAGAAAAAUGCAAAGAUCGAUGAUUGGUCUGUGUGAAUCGAUAUCCCUAAUUGCCAAUAUAAUUGCAUGUUUGAAUAACUAAUUGCGAAAUGUUAUUAGCAGCUAAUCUCUCUCAUUAUUUUUUAAACUCCGAUAGAUAAUAUAGGUUUGUGCAAAACUAAUGAUCCACAAUAUAAA